This is a messenger RNA of Erigeron canadensis, 4447 nucleotides long. Its product is annotated as F-box protein At3g54460. The coding region runs from base 181 to 4173 and encodes 1330 amino acids. Lineage: Eukaryota; Viridiplantae; Streptophyta; Magnoliopsida; Asterales; Asteraceae. Gene Ontology annotation, molecular function: protein binding; ATP-dependent chromatin remodeler activity; ATP binding. The transcript is spliced from 9 exons. The record is from RefSeq and is a predicted model, not a curated record.
UUAUAGAAACCAGAAAGAAUAGUUAGGAAAUCGAAAUAUCCAAUUCCCUUGAACAAAUCCCCCACGAUGCUGAUCGAACACACAAAAAAAUAAAUAUAAGAAUUAAUCAAUUGAUCGAUUGAAACCCUAAAUCACGUCAAUCAAUUGAUCGAUUAUUUUUCCAUUCCCCCAAUUUUGAUUAUGGAUCAAGCAGAAUCAGAGACAGAGUGGGGUGAUCAUAAACUAUGCGGUUACCUAUGUAUGGUUCUUUCGAUUCCCCCUUCUAAUAACGGCGUUACCACGUUGAAUCUCAAUAAUGAUACUCGGCGUUGUCAUCUAUUUAAAGACGGAACCAAUGUCGGUUUUCGUUCCUCAAACGGCGUGGUUUUCUCAUUCAUACACGAUCAUCAUAAUCAUAAUUCAACUUCUUCUUCUUCUGAUUUUGUAAAUGUGAAUAAUAAUAAUAAUAAUAAUGAUAAUGUUGGGAAUAAAAAGAAGAAUAAAAGGAAGAAGGAAUCACUAUCGAGUAAUGGGAAUAAGAAGAAAAAGAAAGGGGGGUUAGUUCAGAAUAAUGGAGCUAGUGUAGCAAGUGUUUUGUAUCAGCUUCAAAAUCACAAGUGUUUGAAGAUUUCUUCUAAGGUUGUUUCGAUACACGAAAGGCGACAGGAAUCACCAAGGGUACUGGUAUUGGUUGAUGUUUAUUUGCCAAUCGGAGUCUGGUCUUAUGGCUGGCAGUUUCCCAAAUCACGUUGUUCGGCCGCUGUCGCCCUGUUUCCACAUUUAAGUUGUGACUGGAAAGUCAGGGAGUCGAUGCUGAAUUUUGCCAAUCCUGGUCUUCCUGAGAUUGACAACCGCAUUUGGAAUAUUUCAGAUUGCCAUGUUCUUGGCUGCAACCAGCACUGUAAUGCACCUGAUUCUACACGAAAGAAACGGUUUGAACUCCACGAAAUUUUUAGCAGUUUACCUAGUGUCUCAAUGCUUGGAGAUCCUAUCCAUUCCAAAAUAAAUCCAGCAGAUAAUGCGAAUGCAUCUGGUUUUUGGAUGUUGCCAGAUGACGUAAUGCUCAAUAUAAUAACACCACUUGCCCCGCAAGAACUUCGUAGUGUUUCCUUAACUUGUCGGCAUCUGAGAUUAUUAGCAGCAACAAUAAUGCCAUCUAUGAUGCUUAAGCUUUAUCCUCACCAACAGUCAGCAGUGGAGUGGAUGUUAAAACGAGAACGUGAUCCACAAGUUUUUCCAAAUCCUAUGUACAUGAAAUUCGAAACAGAAGAUGGGUUUGCUUUUAAUAUCAAUACCGUUUCCGGGGAACUCGUAGUAGGCACAGUCCCUAUGAUCAAAGACUUUCGUGGGGGUAUGUUUUGUGAUGAGCCUGGCUUGGGUAAGACAAUUACCUCUUUGUCCCUGAUUUUGAAAACACUAGGAACUCUUGCUGACCCUCCAGAAGGGGUGGAAGUAAUCUGGUGUAAACAAAAAGAUGACCAAAAAUGUGGCUAUUAUGAGCUUGGUGGUGAUCGGAUUAACUGUGGUAGUGUGCUGACCAGUAAAAAAGUUGCAGGUCGUAGUAGUCGAAGGAGCCUUUCAUGUGUGGAGGACUCAAAGUUGAGUUCUGAAAAGACCAUUACUCCAGUCACUAUAAAAUCAGCAACAGAAUCUACUCUUCAGAGCACCCGAAGCUGGACCAUUGUUAAGAGAAAUCUUCGGAACGAAUAUGGACGAAAGACCCCGGGAAAGAGAAAACUAUUUGCAAGUGACGAUGAAGGUGAUCCACUAUAUGUACCAUCAGGAAACCUGAAAAAGAGAACUAAAAAGGCCAGUGGAAAGUAUUUUGAACUUAAUGAAACUUGGGUCCAGUGUGAUGCUUGUCGAAAGUGGCGGAAGCUGGUGGAUUCACAAGAUACUGAUUCUUCAGCUGCAUGGUUUUGUAGUAUGAAUAGUGAUUUGUCUCAUCAGAGUUGCAAGGUACCCGAAGAGUCAUGGGAUGAUUGUGAGUCAGUUACAUACUUGCCCGGGUUUUACACAAAAGGAACUAUGGAAGGCAAGGAGGAAAACAUUUCGUUUUUUAUUAGUGUCCUUAAAGAGCACCAUGAACUAAUAAAUUUUGACACUAAAAAGGCGUUAACCUGGUUGGUAAAACAAACACCUGAUAAACUUUCAAAAAUGGAGACAACUGGAUUAGUCCACCCAUUAUCUGGAACUCGAGUAGUAGCCACAGGGGAAGUACGCAAGUUUCAUACGAUCUUCAAAGCUUUUGGUUUAGUCAAGAGGGUAGAACAUGGAACGAUGAGGUGGCAUUACCCUAGAAAGUUAGUCAAUUUGGCUUUUGAUUUAGCUGCGCUAAAGAUUGCUCUCUGUGAGCCUCUUGAUUCGGCCAGGUUCUACUUAUCGCGGGCGACUCUAAUUGUUGUUCCUGCUAACCUAGUUGACCACUGGAAGAAUCAAAUCCAAAAGCACGUAAAAACGGAUCAGUUACGUGUGUAUAUAUGGGCUGACCAUAGGAAACCAUCUGUACAUAAUAUUGCAUGGGACUAUGAUGUUGUUAUCACUACUUUUAGUCGUUUAAGUGCCGAGUGGAGCCCAAAAAAGAGAAGUAUAUUGAUGCAAGUUCAUUGGCUAAGAGUCAUGUUUGAUGAAGGGCACACCCUUGGCUCGAGUUUGAAUAUGACCAACAAGUUACAGUUAUCAGUUUCAUUGACCGCUUCUAACCGUUGGUUGUUGACUGGAACGCCGACUCCUAAUACACCAAAUAGUCAACUUACGAAUCUUCAUCCAAUGCUUAGGUUUCUCCGUGAAGAAGCAUAUGGAUUGGAUCAGAAGUCAUGGGAUUGGGGCAUUCUUAGGCCAUUUGAGGCAAAAAUGGAAGAGGGCCGGGCCCGAUUGUUACAGUUACUUGGUAGAUGCAUGAUUAGUGCUAGAAAAAAAGAUUUGCAUAUGAUACCUCCCUGUAUUAAGAGGGUGACUUUUUUAGAUUUUAAUGAAGAACAUGCAAAGAGUUAUAACGAAUUAGUGGUUACUGUACGCCGUAAUAUACUAAUGGCUGACUGGAAUGAUCCUUCGCAUGUUGAGAGUCUGCUGAAUCCAAAGCAAUGGAAGUUUAGAAGUACUACCAUCAGAAAUGUGAGGCUCUCUUGCUGUGUGGCUGGACAUAUAAAAGUAACAGAUGCCGGACAAGAUAUUCAGGAAACCAUGGAUAUCUUGGUCGAAAAUGGUUUGGAUCCCCUCUCAGAAGAAUAUUCGUUUAUAAGAUAUAACAUUUUAUUUGGUGGCAACUGUAUGAGAUGUGAAGAGUGGUGUCGCCUUCCUGUGAUAACACCGUGUAGGCAUCUUUUAUGCCUCGCUUGUGUUGCCUUGAACAGUGAAAAGUGUACAUUUCCUGGUUGUGACAACUUAUAUGAGAUGCAAAGUCCCGAAACAUUGUCCCGUCCUGAAAAUCCCAAUCCAAAAUGGCCUGUUCCUAAGGAUUUGAUUGAAUUACAGCCCUCAUAUAAACAGGAUGAUUGGGAUCCUGAUUGGCAGUCAACUUCUAGCAGUAAAGUUUCAUAUCUUGUGAAGAAGUUGAAAGAAUUGCAGGAAGCGAAUCAAAAGUUGAUGGACAACUGCAUGAAUGAGGGUCAUGAUGUAAAAACGAUUGAUGACAUUCUUUUUGGGAGAAGCAUGACUUACGCUAAACCUGUCAAUCGAUCUCCUGAGAAAGUGCUAAUAUUUUCUCAGUUUCUUGAGCAUAUACACGUCAUUGCACAGCAGUUAAUGGUUGCUGGCAUCAAAUUCGUUGGAAUGUACAGUCCAAUGCAUUCUGGUAUCAAGGUGAAAUCACUAGCUACUUUCCAGCAUGAUGAGGAGUGUAUGGCUCUUCUGAUGGAUGGAAGUGCGGCACUAGGUCUUGAUUUGAGUUUUGUCACACAUGUCUUUCUUAUGGAGCCGAUAUGGGAUAAAAGCAUGGAAGAGCAGGUGAUAAGUCGUGCUCAUAGGAUGGGUGCUACACGUCCUAUUCAUGUAGAAACAUUGGCUAUGCAUGGUACCAUUGAAGAGCAGAUGAUGAAGUUCUUGCAGGAUACUGAGGAGUCUAGAGAGUUAUUAAAGGAAGAGUGUGUGCAUGAAGGUGCUAGAGCUCGACGUACAUUGCAUGAUUUUGCGGAAAGUAAUUAUUUGGCUCAACUGAGUUUUGUGCGAACAAUCUCAAAUGUCGAAGGAACAUGAACUGUAUAUUCCCCUAUGAAAUUCUCUAGUGCACCACAAUUUGCUUUCCAAGAUUGGUUAAUGCUUUUGAUAGAUGCUUUCAGUUUCUUUUUGCGGAAUUUAAGUUAUACUGACAUGUAUGUUUGUUGGUUUUGUUUACACAAACCUAUUGGAUCUUCUGUUUCAUGUAUCAAUUAGGAGAUCGAAAUUAGAAUUAGCCUAAUAGCAUCAAUUAGAAUUAGCGUCUGUAAAUUCUAUUUUUCUUUAGCCUUAAUAUAGUUGUCCCUGUCUCAAA